AUGAAGGAAGUCUGGGAUGUCUACAAGAGGUCACCCAAGGACGACUGGACCGACAUCGCGGAUCCUGCUGAACGAAAGCGUGUACAGAAUAGACUCGCGCAACGAGCAAGACGUAGAGCUCUGGUCCCGUCUCAUAGAGCGACCGCUAAUCAGGAUCACAGUUCGUCGCCCUUCGACGAGGAGCUAUGUAGUCUGCUUCUCCCGGAUACUGAUCUGGGAGUGAUACCGUUUUCGCCGCCUGCCCCGGAUACGGAUACUAGGUUCAUCGUGAUGCAAGCCAUGACUACGUCUUCAGCCUUUUGGUCAAUCGGCCAGAUGCUCGAGCUCAAGUGCUCACAGGAGAGUGGCUUCAACAUCGGCACGAAAGCCUCGUGCUUGCCGCCAUCUUUGCGCCCAACGUCUCGUCAGCUGACCCAACCUCAUAGACCCUACAUAGACAUGAUGCCUUGGGCUUCUCUGCGAGAUCGAAUUCUGGCCAACAUCUCGGUGAUCAACGAGAUGGAGUUCAUCAACGAUAUGCUAUCAGAGAACUUGAAAGUCUGGGGUCCAAUGCCAUGGGAUCCAAAGUCGUGGGAGUUCGAUGGUGAGAUGCUUCGAAAGUGGUGCACCACAUCUGCAUACCAUCAUAUCACCAUGGGUGGCGUUUUGGCACAGCUUUUCCCCGGCCGCCCACACUUCACCGAAGCCAACGUUGGCUCACUCCAGGGCAAGGUCUUCAUCGUCACCGGCGGCAAUGCUGGUGUCGGUCUCGAACUGGUCAAAAUACUGUACACGAAAGGAGCCAGGAUCUAUCUCGCCGGACGCUCGCCGAUCAAGAUCACCCAAGCCAUUGAACGCAUCGAGAAGAUUCCGACCGAAACAGCUGGCGAACUGAAGAGCUUGAUCGUCGACUUCAACGACCUCACAACAAUAGCCGCAUGCGCAUGCGACUUCAGGGCCCAAGAGUCUCGCCUCGAUGCCCUUUGGAACAACGCAGGUGUAUCUCAACAGCCUCCAGGCAGUACGAGCGUUCAAGGCUACGAACGUCACAUGGCGGUCAACUGUCUAGGUCCAUAUCUUCUCACCGAGCUCCUUCUCCCAGUCCUCAAGCAGACGGCCCAGACCUCGCCUAAAGCAACCGUACGAGUCGUCUGGGCAACCUCUGGCAUUGUAGACAUGAUUGGAGUUCCAGGCGGUCUCUCCCUCAAAGAACAGCAACCAGGCAAACACUCGCAAGACAUGAACCACAACUACAGCGCCUCUAAGACAGGCAACUGGUUUCUCGCCUCCGAGCUAGACAACCGGAUUCGCUCGGCAGGAAUCGUGAGCGUUGCACAGAGCCCUGGUACGCUGAGGACUACUGGCAUGGACAAAGCCCCGUUCCUAAUGCGUGCAAUGUUGAGCAUCUUCAUGCACCCACCUAUCCGAGGUGCUUACACCGAACUCUGGGCGGGUCUGUCUCCAGACGUCAAGGCUGAGGACAGCGGCCGGUUUAUCAUUCCUUGGGGACGAUGGCAUCCGGCUCCGAGGAAAGACUGCUUGGAGAGUUUGAAGUCGAAGGAAGAAGGUGGGACUGGUCUUGCAGCAGAGUUCUGGGACUGGUGUGAUGAGCAGACGAAAGGCUAUGUGUAG
Zasmidium cellare ATCC 36951 is the source of this 1611-nucleotide messenger RNA. RefSeq lists its product as uncharacterized. The transcript has 3 exons. The coding region runs from base 1 to 1611 and encodes 536 amino acids. The record is from RefSeq and is a predicted model, not a curated record. Lineage: Eukaryota; Fungi; Ascomycota; Dothideomycetes; Mycosphaerellales; Mycosphaerellaceae.